AUGGAUUCUAAAAACCUGCCGUCAACAUUUUACUUCAGGUCCGAAUUGAGAAUGCAUCCUCCAGAGACUCCGUUGCAUGUCACACAAGAAGCUGUUAGGAUGUUAGAGGCUUACCUGAACAUAAGCUCUCUUAGAAGGCAAAAAAAUACUGAAUCUGACAGAGGAUCAAAUGUUUACCAUGAUGACAUAAGCGUACUGCCCCAUAAAGAUUACAUAAAACAUAAUGAACUGUUAGGGGCUGAUCAAUCACCAAUUUGCGCAUGUGCUAACUAUGUUAACCAAAUACUGAAUAUGUCUCUUGAUAACAGAGAACGUUUAAAGAAGUUAGAAAAGAUUUCUCCACAUUUCGGUAAUACGACAACACAUCUUAAAGAUACUUGUUCAUUUAACUGUGAAAUUAUUCCUAAUAAAAUUCCUCUUCAGUCAAUGAAUGGAUCAUUUGCACAGAAAACAAAAAUAAAUGGAUUUUUUCCUCGUUUUGACAAUGUUGAUGGUCUUAGUGCUAAAUCUCGACAGUCUGAUUCACUAUAUAAUUCAGUUAGCAUAGAACCAGUCAGUCCACCAGUGUUUGAAAUACCAAUUCAAAUACCUGAUAUAAAAACUGGCAGUUCAUUGUCCAAGAGGUUUGUAAUGAAAGACGAUUCUGUAUCUUCAUCGAUCAUGCGCUAUCAUAGUGUAUGCAGUGGAAGUGCAGAAAAAACUGACACCAUACCUGAAAUAGAGGAAUGGUCAGCAAUCGAAGUUAACUCUCAUCAUAAAGAAUAUACUCGACGUUCCAGUGUUAAGUCAGCCCCUGAAGACGUACAACACUGUUUGCGCAUAAUACCUAAACGAAGUGCUACCAAAAAAUGGUUUAAAUUCCGGCUUCUCAAAAGCGGUUUUAACUUAAAGUCUCACAUUGGAAAUAAAUUAUCUACAGCUAAAGAGGAAAUAUUCGAAUUAAACAGUGUAUUUAUGGGAACUAGUUCUCACGAAAAAGCAUCAACUCUAGAAAAAGAAUAUAAUGGCUGUGCUGAAGUCAAUGGUACCCUCUUUCCUCCAAUACCCAACAGAAAAUUGAGUACAAACAUCAUAAACAAACCAAAUGAAAGGCUUCAUCAUCCAACACUUACCAAUGUAUGUGCUCAGUUAUUCCCCCGAUUAUUUCGUCAGAAUGAAUCUUCGUCUAAUUAUUUAUCAAGUGGUUUUUUCCCUAGAAUACAAAGGCUAUCCACAAACACUAUUCGUCGAGUAAAGCGAAAAAAACGCACUGUUAGGAAAUUGGAUAAAAUUUCUACUCAAGCUUCUGUAGAAGAACAAGAAGAAGAGUUUCGCUUAUUACCAUUAUAUACCAAACGGCGUUCAUCAAAAUUCUCUCAUCAUGGGAAUGUUGGGUUAAUUAAAAAUAAAAGGAACUUAUUAGUUAAAGAAGUAGAGUAUAACUUAUUGAACAGAUCAAAUCACUCAUCGGAUAAAGAAUUUUUAGAAAAUGACUCGUUUAAUACCCCAAUAAUGAAUUCCAAAACAUGGCCAAUCGGUUCACCUAGCUCAAAGGUAUCUGGCGAAAUUGCUUGUCUUUAUCGUGGAUUGAUCGAAACAAUAGGAAGCGAUAAAUUGAUUGAAUCUACUUCACAAACAUGGAGUCAUUUCACUCACAGAAAACCUCAGUCUUCAGAUAAAACUAAUGUACCUUCUUUCAAUUUGAAUUCAGUUAUGGUUCAAUGCGAUAAAUCGAAUAAAUCUACAUUUGACUUUACAAUCAAUGAUUUAUCUACAAUGCAGCAUUGCACUAUUGAUCAUACAAAAGUUACGGAUGAAAUAGUGUCAGGUAGGGAAGCGACUGAUGAAGCAUUAAAAAUACUGCCAUCAGUUCUAAACCGAAUCAAGCAAAUAAAUCUUCAACAAAAAGUGAACUAUUUUUCAAUAAAGUAA
Messenger RNA from Schistosoma guineensis, 1911 nucleotides. Lineage: Eukaryota; Metazoa; Platyhelminthes; Trematoda; Strigeidida; Schistosomatidae. The record is from the annotation of a GenBank genome assembly.